AUGAAACAUCAGCGGAAAAGAAGUAUGAAGGUGAAUUACAACUUAUCAAAGUAAAAAAAGCCCCCACCCCAUAUCAAAACGAAACUUCUGAUGCAGGAUUUGCGUACAGAAAUCAGAUUUUUCUUGCAGUAGAGGACUCCAGGCCCAUAUCAUGCCAAUGCAGAGAGGUUUUGGCCUAGGCACUUAGCAUGGGGAACGCCUAUGCUGUAGGACCAACGGCAUUACAAAGCGGCUGCAUAAUGGGGCGGAGUCCAUGCCGUUGCUUUCUUGCAAGACAGACGCGAUUUGUGGUCACAAAUCAGCAUCGCAAAUUGUCUGAGACGUUCCAUUUCGAUAUGGGGAGGGGGUAUUUUUCCUUACGACACAACUCGUCGUCUCCGCCCUCUGCUCUUGCAAAGGAGCUGCACCCGGACCCAGGGGGGCACUCGACUUUGCAUUUCUUUUUGGCGCCGCUUGCCUCACAAGUUACGGGGGCCAAACCGCACUACUGUCCGGCCGUGGUUCUGUCAUGCGGAUGCUGUCGUGCGCUCUGUCGAAGUACUAUGUCAUGCGGAACUGCAAGCCAGAUAAUUUCUGCCAUCUCUUCUGUAGUUGCUGGGGCAGAUGCAGAUCAUGGGGAGGGCGACGAUACGUGCACGCCCAUACGAGGAAACGCCCCCUAUUUGAGAUGGGAACAGCACGUGGUAGAUGAAACGGUAUCCGGAAGCAAACUAAAACACUUUUCAAUCUUUACACACAGCCUUUUUACUCCUGUGAAAUACAAUGACAAGUAGACUGAAGAUCAAGAUUUCGAUUUAUGCUUGCUUUUGUGGAGUUUUUUGAACAGCUGGAUACAGUGGACGGAAGAGACGACCUGACCGAUAAUUUUUGAGAUAAAUAAUGAAGUUACAACUGGUUGUAGAAAUGAAAAAAAAAUUGGGUGUGUAAUAUUACCAAGUUUCGAAAAUAAUUAAUCACGAUGGAAACAGAUGAAAGAAAUCGGCGCUGCCUUGCCAAGCAAGACGCAUAGAGCAACACGUAAUUUAGAAGGAGAAAGAUCGUCCUCUUCAAGAAGGCGAUUUCAUUUGAAGACAGACGCGAAGAUGUCGAUCUGAACUGCUCCUAUGCGUUUUUUCAUGAAUGAAUCCUGUACAUAUGACGUUUUCUACGAACGAUGAAUACUAUCAAGUGGUGGAAGACGAU
Amoebophrya sp. A120 is the source of this 1182-nucleotide messenger RNA. Lineage: Eukaryota; Dinophyceae; Syndiniales; Amoebophryaceae. The record is from the annotation of a GenBank genome assembly.